This is a messenger RNA of Mycena citricolor, 801 nucleotides long. The record is from the annotation of a GenBank genome assembly. NCBI's taxonomy places the organism in Eukaryota, Fungi, Basidiomycota, Agaricomycetes, Agaricales, Mycenaceae.
AUGCAUGACAACUACGACACUCUAGUAGCAGAAACUGCUGAAGCCAAAUGGCUGGCUGCAUGGAAAGAUUGGAGGAAGCAGAGAAAGGUUAAGUGGAAAGGGAAGCGGAAGAUGGGGCAGGAUUUGGAUAUUGGUGUCAAGCUGGAUUCUGAUUCCCUUGAUCCCAUUGCUGACUCCGAUGACACAAAGCUGCCAAAUGUACCCAUUUGGUUCAAGUCAAAAACCGCAGACAAGAUCUUCAGGAUGAUGUCAACGGCCAAGAAGAAGAUGUGUAUCAACGCUCUACCAGUGUUUAUGGGCUGGAUUCUCAAGGGCAUCUUGGAUUGGACAGGGCUCCAUGGGACUGUGACCUUUGCCAGCCCAAUUCCCAAGUACAACGGCAAACUUUGGACAGUCAGCGCACUGUUUGCCUUUGACCCAGACGUGGAGAUCGCCAUAAAGGAGGGCCUGUCAGAUCAUGACAGCAACAAUUCAGACUCAGACUCUGACACUGACUCCAAUACAGACUCGGGUGAUGAAGCACCCGUGAAGAACAAGCGGAAGCAGCCUGAUUCCAUCCUAGCAGCAGAACCUGCUUCCACCAGCCAGAAGCUGUCUGUGAAGAAGCGAAAUUUGACCACUGCACCUGCUGCACCCGCAGACAUACCAGCAUCCAGUUCAGUGUCAAGUGCCCCAGUACCAUCACCUGGCAUGGCGAGAUCAAGGGUGUCUGCACUUGUGCCUCUAUCCCAACUUACACCUCCCACACCAUUGCCUGGCAUGGCGGGAUUGAGGGUGUCUGCACCUGUGCCUCCAUCCUGA